Xyrauchen texanus (razorback sucker) is the source of this 4437-nucleotide messenger RNA. RefSeq names its product zinc finger protein 45-like. The transcript is spliced from 9 exons. NCBI's taxonomy places the organism in Eukaryota, Metazoa, Chordata, Actinopteri, Cypriniformes, Catostomidae. Gene Ontology annotation, molecular function: DNA-binding transcription factor activity, RNA polymerase II-specific; RNA polymerase II cis-regulatory region sequence-specific DNA binding. Gene Ontology annotation, biological process: regulation of transcription by RNA polymerase II. Bases 4 to 3585 code for a protein of 1193 amino acids. The record is from RefSeq and is a predicted model, not a curated record.
CCAAUGACUCCGAAGAAGAAGAAGAACUUAUUUCGAAAUCUCUCAGCUGAAGAAAGACGUGACGUCACUGAAGACAAAACUGAUGGAGAGAGACGACAGGUUACAGUAAUCUCUCAGCUGAAGAAAGAGGUGACGUCACUGAAGACAAAACUGAUGGAGAGAGACGACAGGUUACAGGAGCUGGAAAAUGUUUCCUGUCAAUCUUCAGUGUGUGUGACUGAUGGGACCUCCACAGAAUGUCAGGAUUCAGUGUGGAGCGGCAGAGAUCAGUCCACACCACAGCGACUGCUGGACAAACUCUCUGAACAGAGAUCCAGAGACACACAGGACUCACAGCUCACUUUACUCUGUUCUACUGAUGGUAAUCAGGGUGAUCAAACCUCCACAGAGUCUCUGACUUCUGUCUGUAACGCUGGAGAACAGCAGAUGCUGCAGACACCAGUGAAGAUUGAAGUGAAGCUGGAGGAGAUAAAAGAAGAAAACACAGAAGAGGAACAACACAAUUAUGAUGAUGAUGAUCAAACCUCCACAGAGUCUCUGAAGAUGAAGAUUUGUUCAGUAAAGCUGCUGGACUGCAGGAAACUGAUGAAGAUGAGAGGAGAAACCACAGCAGAGGAACAACAGAGUGAUGAAGAUGAUGAUGAUGUGAAGACUGAAUUGAAGAUGGAGGAGAUAAAACAAGAAAACACAGAAGAGGAAAAACAUAGAAAGGAUGCUGAUUUGAUUUCUUCAGAUCUGAUGGAAUUAAAAGAGGAAAGUCAAGAGCUGAAUGAAGUGGAGGAGAAACCUCAGUAUCAGAGUGGCUCAAAGACUAAGAAGAAUUUCUCACCAAAAAAGCCUCAAAGGAGAACAGCCAAAAAUACUUUCACCUGCUCUCAGUGUGGAAAGAGUUUCACAUGUAUGAGUCAUCUUAAUAGACACACAAGAGUUCACACAGGAGAAAGACCAUACAAGUGCAAUCAGUGUGGAAAAAGUUUUUCAUCUUUAUACUAUAUCAAGGAUCAUCUUCGCUUUCACUCUGGAGAAAAAACAUUUGAAUGUGAUCAGUGUGGUAAAACAUUUGUUUUGAAUUCAGUCCUAAAACAACAUCUGAAAACACACAAAAAUGAGAAGCCUUUCAAGUGUUCUUUUUGUGGAAAGAGUUUUGCAUGCCUGUCCAAUUUAAAAGAGCACCAGACAAUACAUAUUGGUGAGAGCGCUCAUAUGUGCACUGAAUGUGGGAAGAUCUUUACAAAAGCCAGCAACUUGAAACAGCACCAAAGAAUUCAUACUGGAGAAAAACCUUACAAGUGCUCACACUGUGGAAAGAGUUUCACUUUGUCACAAGACCUGAAAAAACACAAGAGAAUCCAUACUGGAGAAAAACCAUACAUUUGCUCAUACUGUGGAAAGAGUUUCACUCUGUCACAAAACCUGAAAAAACAUGAGAGAAUCCAUACUGGAGAGAAAACGUAUAAGUGCUCACACUGUGGAAAGAGUUUCACUCAGUCACAAACUCUAAAAACACAUGAGAGAAUCCAUACUGGAGAAAAACCUUACAAGUGCUCACACUGUGGAAAGAGUUUCUCUCAGUCACAAGACCUGAAAAAACACGAGAGAAUUCAUACUGGAGAAAAACCUUACAUUUGCUCACACUGUGGAAAGAGUUUCACUCUGUCACAAAACCUGAAAACACACGAGAGAAUUCAUACUGGAGAGAAACCAUACCACUUCUCUUCACGUGGUAAAAGAUUAAGAGCAGCAAGUGAUUUAUGGAAACAUGUAAAAAAUAAUUGCCAAUGUAGUCACAGUGAGCAAAAAUCAUCUUCAGGUCCAUCAAGAUUAAAUGAAAGAAGAAUUGAGCGCUCAGUCGAUACAUGUUCAAUGUGUUUAUCUUCAUUUCUGAAGAAAGAGGUGACGUCACUGAAGACAAAACUGAUGGAGAGAGACGACAGGUUACAGGAGCUGGAAAAGGUUUCCUGUCAAUCUUCAGUGUGUGUGACUGAUGGGACCUCCACAGAAUGUCAGGAUUCAGUGUGGAGCGGCAGAGAUCAGUCCACACCACAGCGACUGCUGGACAAACUCUCUGAACAGAGAUCCAGAGACACACAGGACUCACAGCUCACUUUACUCUGUUCUACUGACGGUAAUCAGGGUGAUCAAACCUCCACAGAGUCUCUAAAUACUUACUGUAAUGCUGGAGAACAGCAGAUGCUGCAGAUACCAGUGAAGAUUGAAGUGAAUCAGGAGGAGAUAAAAGAAGAAAACACAGCAAUGGAACAACAGGGAGAUAAAGAUGAUGAUGAUGAUCAAACCUCCACAGAGUCUCUGACUUCUGUCUGUAACGCUGGAGAACAGCAGAUGCUGCAGAUACCAGUGAAGAUGGAAGUGAAGCUGGAGGAGAUAAAAGAAGAAAACACAGCAGAGGAACAAUGGAGAGAAGAUGAUGAUCAAACCUCCACAGAGUCUCUGACUUCUGUCUGUAAUGCUGGAGAACUGCAGAUGCUGCAGACAUCAGCGGAGAUUGAAGUGAAGCUGGAAGAGAUAAUAGAAGAAAACACAGCAGAGGAACAACAUAGUAAUGAUGAUAAUUAUGAUGAUAAUCAAACCUCUACAGCGUGUCUGAUUUCUGUCUGUAACGAUGGAGAACAGCAGAUGCUGCAGAUACCAUUGAAGAUGACGAUGUGUUCAGUGAAGCUUCUGGACUGCAGGAACCUGAUGAAGAUGAGAGGAGAAACCACAGCAGAGAAGCAACUGUGUGAUGAUGAUGAUGAUUUUAUUCCUUUUGGAGAAAAACCUUACAAGUGCUCACACUGUGGAAAGCGUUUCAGUCAUGCACGAGACCUGAAAAAACAUGAGAGAAUUCACACUGGAGAAAAACCUUUCAAGUGCUCACACUGUGGGAAGAGUUUCACUCAGUCACAAAACCUGAAAAUACAUGAGAGAAUUCACACUGGAGAAAAACCUUACAAGUGCUCACACUGUGGAAAGAGUUUCACUCAGUCACAAAACCUGAAAAUACAUGAGAGAAUUCACACUGGAGAAAACCUUUACAAGUGCUCACACUGUGGAAAAAGUGUCACCCAUUCACGAGACCUGAAAAUACAUGAGAGAAUUCAUACUGGAGAAAAACCUUACAAGUGCUCACACUGUGAAAAGAGUUUCACUCAGUCGCAACACCUGAAAAUACAUGAGAGAAUUCACACUGGAGAAAACCCUUACAAGUGCUCACACUGUGGAAAGAUUUUCACUCAUUCACGAGACCUGAAAAUACAUGAGAGAAUUCAUACUGGAGAAAAACCUUACAAGUGCUCACACUGUGGAAAGAGUUUCACUCAGUCACAACACCUGAAAAGACAUGAGAGAAUUCACACUGGAGAAAACCCUUACAAGUGCUCACACUGUGAGAAGAGUUUUACUCAGUCACAAAACCUGAAAAAACACGAGAGAAUCCAUACUGGAAAAAACCCUUACAAGUGCUCACACUGUAGAGAGACAUUUAUGCAUUUGGCAGACACUUACAACCAAAACCAAACACUUACUUACCAAAGUGACUUGCAGUGCACUUAUUACAGGGACAAUCCCCCUGGAGCAACCUGGAUUUAAGUGCAUUGUUUAAGGACACAAUGGUGGUGGCUGUGGGAAUCGAACUGUCAACCUCUAUAAUCUGCUUAUAAUAUACCUUCUGCUUACUAUUUCUGUGCUUUAGCCCACAAUGCCACCACCACUCCACAAACCCUGAAAAUACGAGAGAAUUCAUACUGGAGAAAAACCUUUCCAAUGCUCUUCAUGUGGUAAGAGGUCCAGCCAAUUAGGUAAUUAAAAUAAACAUGUAAAGAAUUGCCCAAGUAGUUUGUUAUAGUAACUAAGUUUCCAUCCAAGGAAUUUUAGCCAAAAAUGUUUAGUGCAUUGUAAAGGGAUUAAUGGAAAAGAUGAAGCAAGAACCAGCUUGACAAUAUCAAUAAUAGUUUAAUAAUAAACUGAACCGAAAAGACACAAACACACACAGGUUUCGGACAGCUGCCCAUAACCCUUUCUCUGUCGUACUGCCAUCUCAGGUCGGCCUUUAUCCCUCUCGAGGGCUUAAUUAGCCUGAUUAGGGGCAGGGUGUGCAAAAUCAUGACCCACCCUCUGCCCUGCCACGCUCUCUCAGGCCAGGGAGCCCCCGUCAUGACAUACACAUCAAAGUGCGUGUCUUCCACCCCAUCUGCCGGCAGAUCAUCCCCGUCUACCUGGAUGAGGGAGGGGACAAGGGGAGGGAAACAAAAAAAAAGUUUGUCUCACACUUUUGAAAAUACUUUCACUCAGCCACAAAACCUGAAAAUUAAUGAGAAAAAUAAAAUUCCCCCAUUUUAAUGAUGAUAAGAUAAAUAAUACAAUAUUUUGUUCAACUUUGAUUAUUUCAAGUGUAUAUUGACUUGCCUGCUGUGUGUUAACAUACUUCUGAUGUCAUUAUUA